AUGUGGCCGCUGCUACCUAGUUGUGGUAAGUCUCCAAUUGAUCUCUUCAAAUCCCCGCAUCGUGUCCUAACCAAGUCAACGCAGUACUGCUGCAAAGACUGCCAAAAAGAACACUGGCCCACGCACAAAGAGGAUUGUAACAACGCUCUAGCGAGGGAGACAUGGAAGCCAGACUGGCACACCGAAGAUCGAAAUCCAACUUUCUUCGAAAACCGAGACCCUUCUGAUCUGGAUUCAAAUGCUGGCAAAAUAUCGUGGUGGGGAAGCAUGCCGGCAUUGGAUUUGCUGAAACUGGAUGCAAAUGAAGGCCAGGAUGCAUCCCCCAACAUGCGUGUUCUUCUCAUAUCAUCACAUGAUAUUCGAAACAUCGUUGAAACAAUCGCUCGUUUGCCAGAUACGUAUUCGGGCCAGUGUGAGAUGGUGAUGAGUGGCAUCCAACCCGGGAUGUUCGAACAGAAUAUCAUUCUUCUUUUGACAGCUUUCCAUUUCCCGCCAGAAGACGCCGCUCCUAUCAUAAUUCACUUAUGGUAUUCAGCUUUGAUACCCUUGUCGAUUCUCUCAGCGCUUCGAAUAAAGCUCCUGCCGCUGAUUGAAGAAGUCUGCUCCGAAGCUGUACGGAAACGUCGCCGUCGGAUUUUUAAACGGGUCUUGAAAAAGAACAAAGCAUCCUUACAUUUAGCGCUUCUGAGGGAUGAGUGGGAGCGUCUUCGAACUUCUCUUCAGUGUCCUGAACGGUUUUCCCCUACCGAGGCUACCCGCAGUCGACAAAGCGUCACGUUGGCAAACAAGAAAGUAGAUGAACUCCAUAGGGGUUUGUACGCCCAGCCUCGGCAUUGGCGUCUUGCCACGAUGAAGUUCCGCCGCGAUGGAAUAUUGUUGCCGUUCGGGUGUUCACGCAAAGAAUUUGAUACUCCUAACCCGUAG
This is a messenger RNA of Penicillium digitatum Pd1, 924 nucleotides long. The record is from RefSeq and is a predicted model, not a curated record. Lineage: Eukaryota; Fungi; Ascomycota; Eurotiomycetes; Eurotiales; Aspergillaceae.